AUGCAUGAAUUCGAAUUUGAGACCGAAAUUGAGUCAAGCAGCUUACUGUGCUUAGAAGAUAAAUCGCCUUUCCCGUCAAGAAAAGAUCCGGAACUGUGUGAUGAAAUAAAAAAUAGCUCUCGACCUCAGAAGCAGCCGAUUGAAACAAUUGGAGCUGAUGAUGUUGGAACCACGUCAUUUCAAGAGAAAAAAGAUUCUGCCAUGGAUGCUCCAUUGCUGGAAAUGGAAGAUACAGUUGACGUCACUUUGCAGUCUCAAACGUCAGAGAUGGAUACUGAUUUUGUCAGUGAUAAUAGCGAGUCUACCGAAUCUAGUGACGCAGAAGAUGAAUUGGAAACAUUAUGGGUUACUUGUGCUGGGAAACUCCAACAUAUGAUGAACAGUCUAGAUCGAACAGGCCAUUUAAUGUUAGAUGAGAUGAAACAGCCAAGCAUUCCUAAUAUUGAACAAUUUGUUCUCUCGGUGAGCGAGCUUGCAGAAAGUAUGGAAAAUCAAAGCAACGAAUUAAAGAAAUGUGCAAAAUGCUGUUUGGAAAAAAUAAAGAAAGAGAAAAGCAAAGGAUCACUUUCUAACGAGGAAGUAGCUGUUUUGAUGGAGCGUGAUCCAGGAAAGCGCGGCGAAAUUCUAUCUGAUAAUCAACGAGAAUUUUUAAUCAAUAUGGGUCCUUGCCAACCAAAAUUAGCGACUUUCCCAACUAAUGAUAAUGUUGCGUCUGGCAAACACAACAGGUUUUCGUCCCAAUGGUACAAGGAAUACCCUCACCUGGAAUACAGCGUCCAUAACGAUUCAGCAUUUUGUUUCGUGUGUUGCCUGUUCCCUGAAGGAGUUGGGAGAGCAUCAGCAGAUAAAUCAUGGAUAGUUAAUGGAGUUAGACAGUGGCAUAAGAUGAAGAGUGUCGGAACUAAGAAGAAAGGAAAACUGGCGCAGCAUUUCACGAGCCAGGGACACAGAGAGGCAUUAAAAGACUUCGCCGCAUUUAUGAAUCCUAAUCAAAAGGUUGAUGCGCUUUAG
Molecule: messenger RNA, 1011 nt
Organism: Paramuricea clavata
Lineage: Eukaryota; Metazoa; Cnidaria; Anthozoa; Malacalcyonacea; Plexauridae
Source: the annotation of a GenBank genome assembly